Aspergillus luchuensis is the source of this 636-nucleotide messenger RNA. Its product is annotated as caleosin family protein. The transcript is spliced from 3 exons. The coding region runs from base 1 to 636 and encodes 211 amino acids. Lineage: Eukaryota; Fungi; Ascomycota; Eurotiomycetes; Eurotiales; Aspergillaceae. The record is from RefSeq and is a predicted model, not a curated record. Gene Ontology annotation, molecular function: monooxygenase activity; calcium ion binding.
AUGCCUCGAAAAGUCUCUUUCUCGGAAACUCAACUACCCAAUUUCGACAAACCCAUCCGCCCUCCUUCUAUCAGCGUCGACUUUUCCACCACUGUCCCCGAAUGCCCCGUCACUGCAGCCCGCCAACCAGCUCGCUAUACGAACGACUACAUUGAGAAGCCGGGGGUGCCGCGGGCCAAUACCACUGCCUCGAUUGACCGGCCGGACGGGGAUGAGAGCUAUACAAAGCAAUUUGGCGAUUUUACCCCCCUCCAACAACAUGUCCUCUUCUGGGACCGCGACCGCGACGGGCAAAUAUACCCCUGGGAUACAUAUAACGGCUUUCGCGACCUAGGGUUCAAUAUCAUCUUCUCCUUCUUAGCUGUUCUAAUCAUCAACUUGAACUUCUCCUAUCCGACUCGCCUGGCGCAUUCGUAUCUCCCGGACCCGUGGUUUAGGGUAUAUGUGGAUGCGGUUCACAAAGCUAAGCACGGCUCAGACAGCAAUACCUACGACCCCGAAGGACGCUUCGUUCCCCAAUCGUUCGAGAAUAUGUUCGCCAAAUAUGAUCGAGAUGGUGACGGGGCAUUGACAUUGCGGGAGCUGUUUGAUAUGAUGCACGGGAACAGAUGCGCGGCUGAUCCGUUUGGUGUAUGA